AUGAUCGAUGAAAAUACGCCACUGGCUGAGCGUCAGUUAUUCUUGGAAUAUGGUGCCACGGCUAAACAGGAUGCGGAAGUGGGAGAGGAGGCAUCCCCUAUCGACCGCGCGUUUAUUUCGGUUGCUUUGCUAGGAAUAUUUCUCGCGGCAGCAGAUGAUUCCUUUGUCUUUGCUACACACGGCGAAAUUGCGACCGACUUCAAACGACUUUCAUUGGGGCCCUGGCUUAUUUCAGCCUAUAACCUUGGGUUCAUUACUACCCUUCCGUUGUACGGAAAGCUCAGUGAUGCAUAUGGGUACAAGUUGGUACUACUAAUAGCCUAUCUGAUGUUCUCGUUCGGUUGUGCCAUCACAGGCGUUGCACCCACAAUUUGGCUUGUCAUUGGAGGUAGAUUCAUCGCUGGCGUUGGGGCUUCGGGCAUGACAGAUCUCGUGAGCUUGAUCAUCAACGAUUUGGCCUCGCCGAGACAAGUUGUAAUGUUGCGAAGUUAUUUUGGAAUGGCAUUCCCUUUAGGGCUCAGCUGUGGAACCUCUCUUGGUGGAAUUCUUGUGGACUUCGUUGGCUGGAGAUGGUCCUUCCUCGUACAAGUCCCAUUCGGCCUACUCUGCUUUUUUAUUGCCACAUGGAGACUACCAGCACCAAAUGAUAGCUCAAACGAAGCGCAAGAUGGACUCAACGAUACUGUCAACCGUGAACUUAAUCUGUUCGGUAUAUUCUCAUUGGGAAUAUCUGUCGCCGCAUUCACGGUACUGUGCCAUUCCCUCGAAGGAGGAGAGGGUACUGCAAUGGCUGUUGCUUCCGUGACAGUUAUCUUAUCUGCCGUUGCGUAUGGAUUGAAUGAAAGAUUCUGGACCAAAUCUCCGUUGGUGUCUUUGGAUGUUAUCAAGCAUAACCGGAUUUGGGCAAUCUAUAUGAUACAGUUUCUUGCUUCCUUUGCUGCCUUUGGUAUUCUUUCCAAUACCAGCGAGUUUUUUACGCGAACCAGAAAUGCUACGGCUUCUUUUAGUGGAGCCACCUUCAUUAUUAUAGCGCUUGGCUGUGUUGUUGGAUCUCCUAUUUUCGGAUUUCUUAUACGACGCACCGGGAAAUACAAGGCAUUGGCAUUUACGUCUUGCUUUAUUAAUCUUACGGGUUUUGGUCUGCUUAUGCUUCGAUGGUCGCAGGGACCCAAGCUCUGGGAACUGGCAUACCUCGCAAUUCAUGCUAUCGGUCAUACGGGGCUCAUUACCACCCUAUUUGUUGCCAUAUCAGUGGCAGUUCCCAAAAAUGCCGGAGCCGGGGCAAUUACCACCUACUACUUGGCUCAGCAAAUAGGAAUGGUAGUGGGCGUAACCACCACAUCAGUAUUUACACGAAAUGUGUUCAGGAAUGAUCUCCUCAGGAAACUCGCCCUGGAGCCGAAUGCAAAUGAGAUUAUUGGAAAUGUGUUACGGGACAGUCGGUUUGCAUUCACCCACCUGUCUGAUAGACUUCAAGUGGUCGUCGCCAAUAGUUACAGCCAAGCAUUUGUUACUACACCGGGUAGGUAA
This is a messenger RNA of Penicillium samsonianum, 1530 nucleotides long. Its product is annotated as transporter. Gene Ontology annotation, cellular component: fungal-type vacuole membrane. Gene Ontology annotation, molecular function: basic amino acid transmembrane transporter activity. The transcript is spliced from 9 exons. NCBI's taxonomy places the organism in Eukaryota, Fungi, Ascomycota, Eurotiomycetes, Eurotiales, Aspergillaceae. The coding region runs from base 1 to 1530 and encodes 509 amino acids. Gene Ontology annotation, biological process: transmembrane transport; basic amino acid transport. The record is from RefSeq and is a predicted model, not a curated record.